Dermatophagoides pteronyssinus (European house dust mite) is the source of this 2316-nucleotide messenger RNA. RefSeq names its product ABC transporter G family member 20-like. Gene Ontology annotation, molecular function: ABC-type transporter activity; ATP binding; ATP hydrolysis activity. Gene Ontology annotation, cellular component: membrane. The record is from RefSeq and is a predicted model, not a curated record. Lineage: Eukaryota; Metazoa; Arthropoda; Arachnida; Sarcoptiformes; Pyroglyphidae.
AUUUCCAUCAUUUUUAUGUUUGAGUGUGUUUUUCAUUUUGAAUCAGUUUUUUCUUUCGUUUUUUCACCAGGAUUUAUUGAUUCGAAAGAAAAAUUGAUAAAAUUCAUCAUGGAUAAACGUGACAUUGCUAUUGAAGUUAAAAAUGUAUCAUUUAAAUAUCAUAAAUCAAAUGUAUUACAAGAUAUUCAUAUGACCGUACCAAAACGUUGUAUAUAUGCAUUGUUAGGACCAAGUGGAUCAGGUAAAACAACAUUAUUACGUUUAAUGUUAGGUCGUGUAAAAUUAAAUCAUGGUACAAUUGAAAUAUUUGGUCAUAAUAAACCUGGCCAUUAUAAUCGUGUUAUUGGUUAUAUGCCACAAAGCCAAGCAUUAUCACCCGAAUUAACUAUUCGUGAAACAUUUGAUUAUUUUGCUAGCCUUUAUCAGCUUAGUGAAACAAAAUAUCUUGAAGUACGGGAUAAUUUGAAAAAAAUUUUCUGCCUUCCUGAAGAUGAACAAGUUGUUUCAACAUUAUCCGGUGGUCAACAAAAAGCCUUAUCAUUGGCACUUGUUUUUCUUCAUUCACCAAAAUUAGUAUUUCUUGAUGAACCAACUGUUGGUACUGAUCCAGUAUUGGGUAAUCAAAUUUGGACAUUUCUUCGUAAAAAUGCUGAUAAUGGUUUAACUGUAAUUAUUGUAACACAUUAUAUACAAGAAGCAUCGCUUGCUGAUCGUAUUGGUAUGAUGCGUGGUGGCCGAAUGAUUGAAGAAGGAAUGCCAAAAUCAUUGUAUAGUAAAUAUAAUGAAACUAAUCUGGAAACAAUAUUCAUACAUAUUUGUACACAAAAACCAACCGAAAAUGAGAUACAAAAUGAAGUGGAAAAUACACAACGAAAAUUAUCAAUAUUUUUACCAUAUAAACGUAAUAGUAUUGCUAAUGCUAUUAAUAAUCAUCUUCUAGUCGUACCGAAUUCAUAUAUGCGUCGUAAAUCAUCGACAAUCGAUGAAAAUCAAUUGAAUGUUAAAUUGAAUACCAAAUCAUUAUUAUGGUUAUUGUUUAUUCUUAUACGGCGUAAUAUUUAUCAAUUUUUUCAAUCCAAAUUUAUUAGCGUUAUGGUAUUUUCACCAACAUUCUGUACAUUAUUGAUGUGUAUCAUAUUCAAAGUGGAUAUGAUUCGUUUAAAUACGGCCGUUUUUAAUGAAGAUGUUACUCGUCAAUAUAGCCAAGAAUUUCAGAAUCGUGUAAAAAAUUUUAGCCUUUAUCAUGUUAAUUAUAUUCAAUUUGAUUCACUUGAUGAGGCUGUUGAUCAAGUACGGAAUGGUCAUGCAACGGCUGCCAUAUGGUUUCAUUCAAAUUUUUCAUCAGCUUUGAUAAAACGUGCGCUGGCCGCAGUUAAUGCUGAUUCAAAUAGCCAUGAUGAUUCCGUUGAUGAUAGUGUUGAAGAUUAUGUUGAAGAUAAUGAAGCAGAUCCAAUGACAAUCAGUAAUCGAACAUUGGAUGCUAGUACGAUUAAAUUGUUUGCUGAUAAUGCAAAUGCAAUUAUUGCACAACCAUUAUUGGAUCUAUUUAAAUUCGGAACAUGGGAAUUAUAUAAUCAGGUAUUUCGUGAUGAAGGUCAAAUAGCAAUGGCAUCACCAGUGGUUGUUAAAGAAGUUGUUUAUGCUGAUAAUAUUAUACAUGCUGAUUUCUUAUUACCCGGUUAUAUAAUUGGUUUUCUUUAUUUGGCAUUAGUUACAAUUACAUCACAAUUAUUAAUUAUGGAACGUAAUGAUGGAUUUUUUGAUCGUGCUAUUGUUGCCGGUGCUAAACAUUCAUUAAUGUUUUUUUCACAUUUUAUUGCCAAUCUAUUAUUUGCUUUCUUUCAAAUUGUUUUAAUGUUUUUGAUUGGUUUUGCAUGGUAUCGAAUGAAUAAUUUUGGUUCAUAUUCAUUAAUGUUUUUUCUUGUAUUGAUGCAAUCAGCAAGUGCCAUUAUGACAGGAUUACUUAUUUCUGCAACAUGUGAAGUAAAUUUUUCGGCAUUUUUUAUCGCAUUAUCGGUUACAUUAAGUCAAUUAUUUACCAGUGGUGCAUUUUUUCCGAUCGUAUCAUUUGAUCCAUUAAUUAAAUUUUUUCUUAGUAUAACACCAAUUGCUAUGCCUGUUGAAUCAUUACGUAAUGUAAUGUUACGUGGUUGGAAUUUAAAUCAUUUUCAUGUUGUACAUGGAUUAUUGGCAAAUAUUGGUACAACAAUUGUUUUUGGUUUAAUAGCAUUAUAUUUUUUCAAACGUAAAUCAUAAAUCAUAAAUAUUUCAACAAACAACAACAUCAACAACGAAAAAAAACACCCACAAACAUUU